AUUUUCAAAAGUAUGAUUUUUUAAAUAGGAAUUUAUAUUAAAUACACCUGAUAUUGAAGCAAUGAAAUUUUGGGUUGGUAAUUUGGGUUAUCAUGCAACACAUGCUACUGUUUAUGCUCAACUUUAUACAAAUAAUGAAUGUUAUGGUCUUCAUUCAUUUGUUGUUCCUAUUCGUGAUCCAUUAACAUAUAAAACAUUUGAUGGUGUUGAAGUUGGUGAUAUUGGAGGAAAAUGUGGAUGGAAUGGUCUUGAUAAUGGCUUUUUAAUCUUUCGAAAUUAUCGUAUUGCAAGAGAAAAUCUACUUAAUAAACAUGCUGAUGUUUUACCUGACGGAACUUACAAAACGCCAUUUAAAUCAUCAAAUAAACGAUUUGGUGCAAGUCUUGGUGCACUUUCAACAGGUCGUGUUGGUAUAAGUAGUUUAUCUAUUGGUUUAUUAAUUAAAUGUAUAACAAUUGCUGUUCGAUAUUCAUGUGUUAGAAAACAAUUUGGACCAUCAACUGGUGUAGAAAUUCCUGUGAUUGAAUAUCAAACACAAAAUUGGCGUUUAGUUCCCAUAGUUGCAUCACUUUAUAUUUAUCGACAUUUAGCAUUGUCUGUAUUUGAUAAUUUUACUGAAUUCUAUGUCUUAUCAAUGUCAUCGGAUGAAAAUGAUCAAAAUUUACUUGCUGAUAUGGGUAGAGAAAUUCAUGCUUUAUCAUGUACAUGUAAAGCUAUAUGUACAUGGAAUACACAAAAAGCAUGUCAAGAAUGUCGAGAAGCAUGUGGUGGUCAUGGUUAUUUAUAUGCUAGUGGUUUUGGUAUUAUAAGAGAUGAUAAUGAUCCAUCAUGUACAUUUGAAGGAGAUAAUAAUGUUUUAUUACAACAAGGAUCGAAUUAUAUUUUAUCGAAUUAUGAAGAUUUAUAUAAGAAAAAUAUAUCAGUGAAUAGUCCAUUUCAUAGUGCUGAUUUUAUAGAAAAAAUAAAUAUUAUUCUUCAAAAUAAACAAUGUUCAAUUACACCAGAAUGUCAUCUAAAAGGUAAAGAAUAA
Messenger RNA from Rotaria sordida, 1030 nucleotides. NCBI's taxonomy places the organism in Eukaryota, Metazoa, Rotifera, Eurotatoria, Philodinida, Philodinidae. The record is from the annotation of a GenBank genome assembly.